Molecule: messenger RNA, 8492 nt
Organism: Eupeodes corollae
Lineage: Eukaryota; Metazoa; Arthropoda; Insecta; Diptera; Syrphidae
Gene: Afti
Exons: 4
Coding region: 838-4698 (1286 amino acids)
Biological process (GO): intracellular transport
Cellular component (GO): trans-Golgi network membrane; AP-1 adaptor complex
Molecular function (GO): clathrin binding
Source: RefSeq, a predicted model, not a curated record
AAUAGGGAAGCAAUUGAAAACUUCGAUCCGUGGUCCAUGAAAAUUUUUGGGUUUUCCAUUCGAAAAAUUAAACAAAAAAACUUCGAAUUUCCCAUAAAUAAUCGCUUCAAUCGAAUGCAAAUUAAUUAAGUUCCAUUAUGAAGUGAAUGUGAAUUGUUGGAAGCUCAGUUUAAACUUUUUCCAGCUGCAUUUUCAAGUGUUAUUGAUUUUGCCAAAAGAAAGAAAGAAGAAAAACCAGCAACGAAAUUUCCGUGUUUUUUUUUGUUUUAUUUAAGUUUUACAAUUUUCCUCUUGCGCAUUUUAUUUACACAUCCCAAAAACCAGCAGAAGCAGGAAACUCAAAUUUUGUCCUGAACUACGUCGACAACAGACAAGACACCAACUGCUUCAAACAUUAAAGGUGGGAUCGACUGCCUGCUGUUCGCCCCUUUGCGAGCGGAGUCUCACAAAACUUACCUUUCUUUCCUUUCCCCCCAAAUCCAGUUCGAUGUGUCAUACUGCAAACGACACGACCUAAACGAAUUAUAAUAAAAAAAAAAACGACGACGAAAACAAGGUGAGAGUGCAUUAGCUCGCUAAUUGUCGUUUAAUCAUCACAGUUGGCAAAUUCUACGUGUAAAGGACGUUGACGUUGUUUAAACAUCUGUCUGGGAUACCACAGUCGAGUCGAUAUUAACAAUUUUCAGCUGGGAAAAGAAGCGGAAUGUCAAGAGGAGGCAUUCAAUAGAAAUUAAAGCACUUCGAGUGUUUUUUGGGAUUUUUUUUUCGUUUUUCGUUUUUUGUUUGGUUGCUGUUUGUUUAAGUUCCAAGUUUUAACUUGGAGAAUCCUCUACUAGAAUGUCGAGCUCCAUUCCACCAUUCGUUUGUAAUACUCCGCCGCCAAUUGAUUGCAUUGCCGAUGCACCACCUCCUCUGGUGGAAGAUGACUUUGGAGACUUUGCUAUCGUCGAUGAUCAUCAUCAGCAGUUCGAAGUUUCAUCUUUGCCAGUGACACCUGUACACGUAGCAAAAUUGCCCGAUCCAACACAAAGCACAGAAAAUAAAACUUCAUCUUCUCCACCUCUGCCCGACACAGCUUUUGAUUUCCCCUCAAAAGAAAUAAAUAACGGCGACGACGACGACGGCACAAUAGAUACAAAUUUAUUCGUAAACAAAAAUCCCUCACUUUCGUUCUAUCCGCCACCGAAUUCUACAAAAACUGACGUCAAAAAUGAUUUACCUUACAUAAUAGAAGCUAACAGCCCACCGCCGUUCGAAUACGAACCAGAGGAAGAUGAGGAUGUUGAUCUUCCGCCAUGCGUUGACCUCGAUGACGACGAAGAACCUGAAGAAUUUCCCGCCCACGACGACAUGGGCAAAUACGAUGAUAACAUUAGUUUGCCCUCACUCAAAUUCGACUCACUAAGUAACCACUCGAAGAGCACCACCCCAGUAUCGGAAGAGUUGACGAAACCAAAACUCGAAGAACCCGAGACAAUUCUUAAGGUCGAUGAUGUGGCAGAUAUGUGUCUGGAGGUGAAUCCAGUUGACGUGGUAUCCACACCGGACGAAGAACUCAAUUCAGUUCCGAUAGAAACUCUGAAAAUAGCAGACGAGCUCGAAAAAUAUGGUGCUGGGCGAAGUGGUGAGGAGCCAGAAGAUGAUUUCGCUGAGUUUGAGGCGUUCCCUGCUCCUGCGAUUGUGGUACCAAGUGAAAUAGCGAACACCGUUGAAGUCAAGGCUGAUGAUGAUCUUGAGAAGCAAGAUGAAGAAACUAUCGAAGAAAAUAUCACCGAACCAGUGUUCGAGGCUGAUUUCAGCCAAUUCUCUAGCUUUGCAACGGAAGCUGUUGCGCCACAGGUGACAGCUCAAACAACUGACAAUAUUCAACCUACGGAGAAAUCCAAUCUGGACGACUUGGAGGUCGAUGAUUUCGAUGACUUCCAAGACUUUUCAGUACCCACAACAGCAACGGAGCCGAGAAAAGCCUCAGUUUGUUCAGCUUCAUCGGAGAUGGCAGAUGAUCCCACUGAAACAUCAAAACACUCCGAAGAAGACGACGAAGAUGAUGACUUUGGGGAAUUUAGCGAAGUUGUUGAAACGAAUGAAGCAAGCAGCAUUCCAUCAAGCAAUAGCGGUUUCAAUUUGGCAAACCUCAACGAUAAGCUUAAGCCCAUUCUAGAGAUGAUGUUUCCUGUUGCCAAUCCAGACGAGCAAGAAAACGUCGACGAAGAAGGAGAAAAUUCUCCACCAGCAGCGACAGGUGGUGAUCUCAGCAAACUGACGGCGAUCAAACAAAUUGAUACAGCCAAAGCCCUGGAACACCAAUGGAUCAAUUCGGAAGUGCGACAUUCGUUGAUUAAAUCACUCGGCGUCGAUUCUAGGAAUAUCCUCUAUGGCGAAAAAUGGAACAGUUCUAUGCCACGAUUCGCGGCCAAUUUGAGUUUUAAUCCCUUGGAGCCAAUGAAACCCGAGAAAUCAUCUAAAAAUAGCACGACCACCGAUUAUAGAAAUCGUUCUGAUAGCCAAAUAUCCACAUCCGCAUCUGCAUCGACGACGGCUGGAAAAACUGAUGUCCCAGCUGUGGAAUUCGACUGGAACAGUUCGGGUUUGGUGAAUCCCUUAGAUGGGGUUAAAGAAAUCUUACACGAAAGAACGAUUGAAACGCUUCACACGACGCAGUCUGGGGAACCUAAUGCAUCCUCUGACCAGCAACCGAGUGCAGCCCUCAAAAGCAAUAACAUCAUCAACAAUAACACCAUCUAUGACAGCAACGACAAAUCAUUACGAUGCUAUAUUGACAGCGGCGAGGAGACAAUCCCAGCCCCAAUUGAAUUUAAGUCGAAUGCGGAUGCACCAGUUGCCAUUUCAACAACAUCAACAGCAGCAACCAUCAUCACAGCCUCAACUGCAUUAUCAGGCGACUACGCUGAUAUAACCUGCGGUGAAUUUCAACCCAGUGUAUUAGAAACCAAUUUAGACGCAAUCACAACAACAUCACACGUACUUAACCAUAAAACCACCAAUUCAGCCAAAUAUCAGGAAGGUCUUAAGACUGAUCUGGAAACAGAAUCACAACACUCUGGGGUUGUUAGCACGUCUACUUAUGCUGGUCCACUUAAGGAAACUCAUAUUUUCACCCCAUCAAAAGGUGAAAAUGCUCUCUCGUCUAGGUCGUCCGCCGCUAACACUCUAACUAAAACACCACGUACCUCGGAGAGCAAGUGUCCGAUUGAUUUUGAUUAUGAAAUUGCGGCAGCUGGAAUUAUAAUCGAUGAAACUGUUGUGAAGAAGGAGUACCGAGAUGUUGAAUACAAUCCAGGUUUUGGUUCAAAAUAUCGUGAAGAGACAAUCGAACAUAGUCACCGUUUGUCGCCAGAUAUCGGGCUCCCGAAGCACAUUUAUCUUAACAGUGAACACUUGAAUAGCAGAGAGACCCCGAAAAAUCCACUUGAUGACAUCGGAAUUGGUGAGCCUGAAAAAAGUUAUGAAAAGAAAGCCCCAAGCGUACCUAAGAGCAGCUCAUUCGAUGAUGAAUUUAGCGAUUUCCAAUCCGUCCCAGCACCUGCACUUCCACCUGCAUCUGCACAACCCACAAUUGUACCUUCCAGCAUCAUUCCUUCUUCAUCGGCAAAAACUGAUCCGAAAACAAGCCCUAGUCAUUGGCGAGUUCUGAAAGAAACCGCAGAAAUUUCUUCCUUGAGCAGUCGCACUGGCACUCCGGUAUCCCUCAACGACGAAAUGAUACUCUGUCCAGCAAUUCUGCUUCCACAAGCCAUUCAGAUGGAAAGUAAACCGAAAAUCGAGUGGCCCGAGCCUGGCAUCAACCCGGAAGAAUUGGCGCGCAUUGAAGAACUCUUCCCUCAACCAAAAGGAAGCAGCAAUAAACCAUCACCUAGUCAUAGUGUUCGAUCUCAACAGCAAACCGGCAACAACAGAAACACUCCCCAAUUGGGCGCCGAUGACGAUGAUUGGUCUGAUUUUGUUUCCGUUCCAGCAGCACCAUCCAAUCACAUUCAGAGCAUAAGUCAGCAAUUUCAAAAGAGACAGGUUUCUCCUGCAAAAACAGCCGCAGACCUUAACAAUGACGAUGAAUGGUCAGACUUCGUGUCUAGCGCACCACCACCUCAAAACAACAUGCGCCCAUCUGUCUAUCCUCAGUUCAACAGUGCUUCAUGGCAAAAUGCGAAUUUCUACAACAAUCCAAUGAGUGCUUACGCUUCGCCACCAACAAGUUUCUACUACCAGCCGCCUGCACCGCAGCAAAAUCUCAGCAAUAAUCUUGUGCCAAAUUUAUCAAACAUCAAUAACAACACUGCACUCCCCGUUAACAACAACGUCGUCAACAAUAAUUCAAUUAAUCAGUAUUUGAUUAAUAACCAGGCGAAUCACUUGAACCACCAUCACCAGCAGCACAUUCAAAUGAUGCGAGACUUCUCGAGUGCCUCGCCCAUGGAUGGCGGAUCUCUAUCAUCGGCAGCGCCAUCUAUGCACCAUCAAUAUUCACUGCAAGCAGCACCCGGUUAUGGGUAUAAUCGUGGACUCCAGCAACACCCACACCAACAUCAACAACAGCAGCAUGGUAAAUCCAGUCAAUUUGGUAGCGGAUCAAGUAAGAUCGCUCCCAGUAUAUCGUUAAUUCCAGAUUUAGGUUUUGUUGCACCGGCACACACAAGUUUCAUUAGUGUUCCCAAAAACAGUUUUGCCACAAAGAAAUGACGUUUGCUGAACUAUGAUCAAACUGAGGUUGUUGGAGGCACCAGCGGCGUAAGAAGUGAAUUAAUUCGACGCCGUAAUAGCGGUCUAAAUGGUUGUUCUAUCAAUAAUGAUAUUAUCACAUAGGAUUGACCUCGUAUUUUGGUUGUUUAAUUUUAUUUUUAUUUUUUUUUAUAUUUUUAUUUGUUUUUAUUUUUGUUUACUUUUUAAUUGUUCCAUUUUUUUAGUCUUAAGGAACAGUUUAGCUGUUGGUAGUAAAUUGAAUGACGAUACGGCCUAGAAACCUAUCGUAACUGAUUCCGUCUUUUAUGCCCUUGGCAAUGAGUGAUACGAUUUUUUAAAUCUCUUCUUUAAAAAAUAUAACAAAAUAGUUAUUCAAUAUUAGCAGGAUAAUCACAUUAUUAAUAGAAUUAAAAAUGCUACUGCGUCGACGACGCUUUAUAAAUCACGCGUAGCAAAGAAUUGGUUCUUUUAAAAAUUUAUCAUAUAUGUAAAUAUGUGAAAACCGUUUUAACAGAAUAGAAUAUUACAAAUUUUAACACUAUUUAUUGAGUUUUUGACAUAAGGUUGUGUUUGAGGUUUUCUUGGAAGUCUUCUAUUGUAUGAUAUUACAAUAAACAUAAGUCCAACCAUCUUGUCAAUCUCGAACUGUUUGUUGUUCUUGAUAACAUUUUGUACCAAAUGGCUUCAGAGUUAUUACCCUAAGUAGGAGUACAGUACUGCCUUAUUCUUUGGCGUUAGGUAAAAAGCUCUUAAGGAUUUUUGAUUUGGUGUCUCUUUAGUUGAAUUAGUUACAACAAAAGUCUAGAACAACUGCUAAUAUGGUAUUAAUUUAGUGUUGUGACAAUAAGACAGACAAAUUCAUAUUUAGUUUGAUAUUAAAGUCUCACGUUUAUUGAGUCUGUGUGAUCAGUUUCUGACUUAAGUCCCUUUUAUCUUACGUCAAAGGAUUUAAAGUUAUAAUAACUUUUAUAGAUUUAUUUUACUUGAUUUAUGAAGAUUCUUUUGGGCUUACUAUGGAAUAUAAUUUGGUCUAUCUUUUAUCUCCCUGGCCCAAUGUCCUUCAAAUGAGCUUUAUCUUUAUGCUCGUGGAGACAGGCUCUUUCCAGAACGUUUUCUGUAAUACUUCGCAGGAGAUCUGGGCAUAGCGCGUGCAUUUCAUUACGAAUAUUAUCCUUGAGCUGCGGGGUGGCAGUAGGAUUACUUACGCUCACUUUAAAAUAGCAAAAAAGUCUAAUGCUUUCAAUUUCACAAAGCGUAGAUUCCAAUUACGUAGUCCUUCCCUGUUGCUUAUUCAAACAAUUAUUAAAAAUCUUUUUUAUUUUGUAUUAAAUUGACAUAAAUUUGUAGGAAAUUAUUAAAACCACGACUUCAGAUAGUUGCGAAGCUAAUGCGUUCACCAAAUCAGUUUUUUUCGUUGAGGCUAACAGCAAAUGUUUUCUUCCAAUACAUUCCAGCGAAUUAAGAUGCGUGUUGCCAGAGGUCCAAUCUUCAGUAGUGAUAAACCCCAGUUAAUUGUGUUUCAUCCUAAGUUCGGUGGUUUUUUCCUUGUGAGCAUGCGAAGAGUAUUGCUGAAAAAUGGAGUGCUUGCCCGCAAAUAAGGUAUUACUAUCACAACCUCUUCUUAAAUAUUAUUUUGAUAGUUGGAAGAACGUGCUUUCACUGCCAGCUCACACAGAAAUGCAAUUUUGUAGCACCAUCAUACGACACUCCCCACCAAACCAUCACUGAAGCUAGAUGAUGGCCUCUUUGAACUGUUCCAAACUUUUUAGAAGCUUUCUUGGAAUUAUGGGCGUAAAUCCUGUUGUUUUGGAAAUUAAAUUUCUGUUCUACUGUACACAUUUUCUCAUCUGUGAAUAGAAUAUAUUUGUGCUUGUCUUUGAAGCAACACUUCAAAGACACUUCACUCUUAUCUUGGGCAGAUCCUUAGUCUGGCUUUGUCCGGUAUUUCUGCGGUAAGAGCUAAGCCUUAGAUCUUCGUUUAUGAGGCGUGACAUCGUCCUUUGUGGGUAUAAUUUUAUUUUUGCGGAUGAGGUUUCUACGGAUUCUUUCCCCUAAUGCUUUGAUCACUGCGUCCUAUUUUCAAGAGCUCGGCCACUUCUUGUUCUAUCAUCAACAGAGGCGAUAUCGUUGUAUCGUAUUUUAGCGCAAUAGAUGCAUUUUUUAAAAGAUAUUUUGAGUGGUUUGAACAAUCCGAAAAUCUCAAUGUGAGUUUUACUGCAUUUGUCCUUAAAUAUGAUUUGAAAAUAACAACAGAUCAAUACAAUUUUUAUUUUGGCUUUUUAUAACUUAGGAACAGAUCUUAUGGCUUAGAUUGUUAUAGAAGAAUUCCCCUAGGUCUUGCGUCCUUCAGCUAGAGCAUAUAAAGAGGAGGUGAAGAUCUCCUCUUCCUCAUCGAUACAGUCCUCACAAAGUGCAUAGUGCCCGGUUAUGACACCGAUUAGUGAGCUUAUAUGCAAUCUAGUGAGAGAUAUUAAGUACCUCAAGCGCUUUAAAUCUAUAGUGGGCUAGAUGUUUUUCGUGACCUGACACGUGUUAACGUUAUUCCACCUGAUAUUUGUCUUCUUUAUAGCGUCUUGCAUAUGUAAUACUUCACAUGUAACGAUUAAUAUGCCAGUAUUAGCUAAACGUGGUAAAAUGGUUUGUACUGUACCAUUUCUGUCGAGUUCAUCUGCUUUGCGCCUGAAUUUUUGGAAAUGUUUGCCGACAAUUUAUCUUUGCAGCCCCAUUGUGGAUUAUCUAGUGGCUUUAAUUCUUUCUCAAAAGUUUUUUGACUUUAAAAAUUGGCAAUCAAAGUUUUUGGACUUUCCAAAACAUUUACAAGAAUGCGUUAAACAUUCACAUCAGUUCGAACAGUUCUUUCAACUCGAAGAGGAUUAAUACUACAGCUCCUUGUUCACGUAUGCACUACCAUUUCGUAAUCAUGUGCACAGAGGGUGGAUUUUGAACACUAAAAUGACGCCGAUAAGCUCUUUGGGUUUCUAUUCCAUUGGUCCUCUUUAAAUCUCCCAAGUUCGGUUUAAGGGUACCUUAAAACAGAAAAACAGCUGAGUUAUGAUAUGUUCAUAUAAGGAAGCAACUUCUGACUCGUUGAAUCAACAUUCUUAGGAAAAAUCAUGAAUGUUGAUAAUCUUUUUUUUUUAAGUUCGAACGCAUGCUUCAAAUUUUGUUUAUGUUUCCUAAUUUUCAAGGUUCGUAAAGCUGGAAAGAUAAGAAGCGAAAAUUUAAAUUCUUAUGGCUCCUUUUGGGGUAGUUUAGUGUUUUAAUAUGGGUUGAGCACAAAAAUCAGUGCUCUCUAACGUUGAACUAGGAAAUAGACAGAAGAACAUUCCUACUGUAAGUGUCAGCAUUUAUGCCUGGGAAUGAUUUUUUACUAGGCCAUUGUGGGCCAUGGCAAUGGUUGUGACCUUGAAAACUUCAAGUCUUAUUGGUAAAACAAUACUAUUAUAGGAAUCCUCAGGGUGUCUUAUUACUUUUUUUUUUAAUAAAAGAUAUUUAAAAAUAUUUAUACUUGAUAUGUAAAGGUACCCGUGUAUCUAUGAAAAGCUAGAAAGCAAACUCGGUUCAAUCAUAGGUCAGCAGACGAAGAACAGGAUGAUAAAAAGCUUUAACAGAACUGCUUUGCAACUGAACUUCUUUUAAAUGAAUAGAGAAACUUAAUUGUGCUUGUGCUCCAAAGUUAUUAAGAUAUAUAAAAUGACGUUUUAAUGAUUAAAAAACUUAACUUCAACUCAUAAUUAAAAACAAACAAGCAAGAAAUCCCGUGCUGCUGUCUUCAUUUCGAAAAAAAAAUUAAA